Molecule: messenger RNA, 1287 nt
Organism: Xylaria bambusicola
Lineage: Eukaryota; Fungi; Ascomycota; Sordariomycetes; Xylariales; Xylariaceae
Product: cation efflux protein
Exons: 7
Coding region: 1-1287 (428 amino acids)
Biological process (GO): intracellular zinc ion homeostasis; zinc ion transmembrane transport
Cellular component (GO): membrane
Molecular function (GO): zinc ion transmembrane transporter activity
Source: RefSeq, a predicted model, not a curated record
AUGGCGCUCUUCAAGUUGACAUCCAAGCAAAAGCUGAUCGCUGUUAUAUGCAUCUCCUUUCUCUUCUUUGUUGCAGAGAUUGCAGUUGCAUUCUAUACAAGGUCCCUCGCCUUGUUAGCAGACGCAUUCCACUAUCUGAAUGAUCUCAUUGGCUUUAUCAUUGCCCUGACAGCCAUCUUAGUUUCGGAGAAAGCCAAGUCUCCUCAAAACUUCUCUUUUGGCUGGGCACGUGCUCAACUUCUUGGUGCAUUUUUCAAUGGUGUAUUCCUCUUGGCUCUCGGCUUGUCAAUCUUUCUGCAAUCUAUUGAGAGAUUCAUAUCAAUUCAACCCGUUGAUAACCCCAAGCUUGUACUCAUCAUCGGUUCUGUUGGUUUAACUCUUAAUAUCCUAAGCGCAACCUUGCUCCACGAACACCAUGGUCAUGAUCAUGGCGGACAUAGCCAUGGGCAGGAUCACUCCCACACCGAGGGUCAUUCCCACGACCAUGGGGAGGAACAUGGACAUAGCCACGGCCCCGUUAAUGUCGAGGCUGCUUCUCCUAGGGAACGAUCCAUGGAAAACAUCGCCCUGACUCCUCUCAGUGCUCAUGCAGAGCAUCGGCAUACCAUCAUCAAACUACAGGCACCAGGUCGCGAUCUCGGUAUCAUGGGCGUACUCAUACACGUCAUCAGCGAUGCGCUCAACAAUGUUGCCGUUAUUAUUGCAGCCCUUGUCAUCUGGUUAACAGAUUCGCCAAAACGCUUUUACGUCGACCCGGGUGUGUCAACGGCUAUUUCCAUUCUCAUCCUGCUGUCUUCGAUCCCACUGGUUAAGAACAGUGGCAAGAUACUCAUGCAAAGCGCGCCCCUUGGUGUUGAUCUUGAUGAUGUCAAGCAUGACUUAGAGAAGAUUCCUGGUAUUGAAUCCGUUCACGAAUUACAUAUAUGGCGACUCGAUCAGAAGAAGGCUAUUGCUUCGGCUCACGUUGUGGUUUCUGGCAACGAUAUGACAGAUUUCAUGGAUCAGGCAAAAACAGUCAAGGAAUGCCUGCACGCUUAUGGAAUACACUCUGCGACAUUACAGCCCGAGCUUGCACGCUCAGCUGCCGCAUCAGUCCAGAACACCCGUAAUGUUAGUAGCAGUAGCAGUGUUAGGAGCGGGCAGACGGGCAGAAGUGGCGCCGGCUCUACGCAUGCAGCUGCGUCGCUUAGAAGACGGCGCACUGAUGGGUCCGGAUGCCAGAUUGUCUGCGGCAAUCUAUGCGAGAGCCUCACAUGCUGUAAUACAGCAGGCCCUCUGCGCAUCUAA